Cottoperca gobio is the source of this 3056-nucleotide messenger RNA. Its product is annotated as radixin. The transcript is spliced from 15 exons. The coding region runs from base 439 to 2154 and encodes 571 amino acids. Lineage: Eukaryota; Metazoa; Chordata; Actinopteri; Perciformes; Bovichtidae. Gene Ontology annotation, molecular function: actin binding. Gene Ontology annotation, cellular component: cytoskeleton. The record is from RefSeq and is a predicted model, not a curated record.
CGGUACGGUGAGUUCGUCAGCCAUAUUGACUGUCUGUACCUCUUCUCCGGUCGUGGGAGCCCUGGCGGAGGAGUCUCCACCGCUGAAGUAUCGCAGUACACUGUCGGUACGCGUCCGGUAAACAGCGCAGAGGACGGGAAGGUGAACCGCUCUAUUUUUACUCGCUGAGGAUAUAUAAAGUACUGGUGCCAGCUGGAGGGGGUGACAGUUGGACACAUCCUCAGCGCAGCCAGGCGUUAGAGGUGAGUUGGAUCGCCUUCAUCUCUGCCUUCCUUCCUUUAAGCCGUUCAGACGAGGCGGAUUUAUUUUCUUCUCCGGGCUGGGGAGCGGCUGAGGUGUUUUUACGCAGGCGCUGGUGCCCUGGAGAGAGGCAGAAAGACGGAGGACGACUUCUUUCUGUUUUCUCAUCAACAGGGGACGGGCAGAGAGGGGAGAAAGAUGCCCAAACCGAUCAAUGUGCGCGUCACCACCAUGGACGCUGAGCUGGAGUUUGCCAUCCAGCCCAACACGACAGGCAAACAGCUCUUUGACCAGGUGGUGAAGACGGUGGGUCUGAGGGAGGUCUGGUUCUUCGGCCUGCAGUACACGGACAGUAAAGGAUACGUCACGUGGCUGAAGCUCAACAAGAAGGUGACCCAGCAGGAUGUGAAGAAGGAGAAUCCUCUGCAGUUUAAGUUCAGAGCGAAGUUCUUCCCGGAGGAUGUUUCUGAGGAACUCAUCCAGGAGAUCACGCAGAAGCUCUUCUUCCUGCAGGUGAAGGAGGCCAUUCUGAACGAUGAGAACUACUGUCCCCCAGAGACAGCCGUGCUGGUGGCCUCCUAUUCUGUCCAGGCCAAGUACGGAGACUUUAACAAAGACGUUCACAAGCCUGGAUACCUGGCCUCCGACCGGCUACUGCCACAAAGAGUUCUGGAGCAACACAAGCUGACAAAGGAACAAUGGGAGGACAGAAUACAGACCUGGCAUGAGGAACACAGAAGUAUGCUCAGGGAAGAUGCAAUGAUGGAGUAUCUGAAGAUAGCUCAGGACCUGGAGAUGUACGGCGUCAACUACUUUGAAAUAAAAAACAAGAAGGGCACAGAACUGUGGCUGGGGGUCGACGCCCUGGGACUCAACAUCUACGAGCACGAAGACAAGUUGUCACCAAAGAUCGGCUUCCCCUGGAGCGAGAUCAGAAACAUUUCCUUCAACGACAAGAAGUUUGUCAUCAAGCCCAUCGACAAGAAAGCUCCAGACUUUGUAUUCUACGCCCCUCGGUUGCGCAUCAACAAACGCAUCCUGGCGUUAUGCAUGGGAAACCAUGAGCUGUACAUGAGGAGGAGGAAGCCCGACACCAUUGAGGUGCAGCAGAUGAAAGCUCAGGCCAGAGAGGAGAAGCACCACAAACAGAUGGAGAGAGCUCAGCUGGAGAACGAGAAGAAGAAGCGCGAACAUGCAGAGAAGGAGAAGGAGCGGAUCGAGCGAGAGAAGGACGAGCUGAUGGCGCGACUGAGGCAGAUCGAAGGGCAGACACAGAGAGCUCAGAAGGAGCUGGAGGAGCAGACUCGCAAGGCGAUGGAGUUGGAGCAAGAGAGGAAGCGGGCAAAGGAGGAGGCGGAGCGGCUGGAGAGGGAGAGGCAGGCGGCGGAGGAGGCCAAGGCAGAGCUGGCUCAGCAGGCUGCCGACCAGAUGAAGAACCAGGAACAGCUGGCGGCUGAGUUAGCGGAGUUCACUGCCAAAAUCGCUCUGCUUGAAGAAGCCAAGAGGAAAAAAGAAGAUGAAGCAACAGAAUGGCAACACAAAGCUUUGUCAGCACAGGACGACCUGGAGAAGACCAGGGAGGAGCUGAAGACGGCCAUGACGUCUCCGCCGGCGCCAGAACAAGACGAGGAGGAUGAAACGAGCGCCGAGGCAAGCGCCGAGCUCCUCAGCGACGGCGUCAUCAGCCACAGUGAAGAGGAACGCAUCACUGAGUCGCAGAAGAACGAACGUGUCAAGAAACAGCUGCAGGCUCUGAGUUCAGAGUUGGCCGAGGCCCGGGACGACACCAAGAAGACGCAGAACGACAUGCUGCAUGCCGAGAACGUCCGGGCAGGCAGAGACAAGUACAAAACCCUGCGCCAGAUCCGCCAGGGCAACACCAAGCAGCGCAUUGAUGAGUUUGAGUCCAUGUGAGCCGGGAAGAAGGGCGGACACAACAAUGAAGGAGACAGUUAGUCUCGCUGCCAUGCCAACGCCUCACUUUCCUUGUAAAGCCUCAAACCUGCUGCCACCCCAGGAACUCCUGCUUUUUUUUUUUUUCCAGGAGGAAGACCCGGCUUUGGGGCUUUGUAGCUUCAGCCUCGCCAAAGCUCUGCCUAGCAGCGGUUGGCCAAUCACACUGCUACCUGCUUAUUAGAGCUCCGCCCCCACCCAAACGAAGCACAUGUCCUUUAAUCUGUUGGAAAAAUAGCAAGCGGCACAUCCUGUCAUCAACCUGGACUUCUCCCUUCUUCAGUACUGACAGUUGUAGCGCUCGCAUGUAUGAUAGUUAAUCAACAGGACCUUUAGACAAAACGGGAUUGAUUUUGUGCUUUUACUCAACAAAAUAAAACGGCCAUGUGUAGCUUGUUGAUGUUGCCGGCACGCUUUAAAAACCGUACCUUCCUUUUACGUCUUAUCUCAUCAGUUCAACAAUUUAAAUAAUUUGUCAAAAAAAAAAAGAAAACCUGCCUUAUUCGUCUCAUUUCCUUCCCGUCUAGUAUUACUCUUGUGUUGGGAAAGUUAGAUGUCAUUGUUCUGUUGUCUUUAUCUUCUGUCUUCUUCUCGAAAGGCGGUCGGUUUGCAAAUGCUGAAAAGAGAAAUGCAAGCUAGAUUUUCUUACUUUACAUUCUUACUGUGCUGGCAUUCUCCAUCCAUUGAGACAUUUGUUCAGAUAUAUAUUUUGCCCCACAAUAAAGAAUGAAUUUAUAUUUCCAUCUAUGCAGUUUGAUCUGAAGAGUCCUGACUGAGGUUAGAGCCAGUAGAGUUGGAUUGUGUGUCAGAUAUAAAUGUUCCAACCCGACCGACAAGUUGUUAUAAAAUUCAAUGAAAGCCUG